Molecule: messenger RNA, 1104 nt
Organism: Cydia amplana
Lineage: Eukaryota; Metazoa; Arthropoda; Insecta; Lepidoptera; Tortricidae
Product: beta-1,3-galactosyltransferase 5-like
Exons: 6
Coding region: 64-1104 (346 amino acids)
Cellular component (GO): Golgi membrane
Molecular function (GO): hexosyltransferase activity
Source: RefSeq, a predicted model, not a curated record
GAAGUGAAAAUGUUAAAAGAUAACAUACAAGUGAAGUGGUGAAGGAAAAUAUUGGAAAAAAUUAUGUUUACGAGGUGUUUGUCCGAACGACAGUUGUAUUUUAUUAAUAUGAGACGUAGAAGGAUAUGCAAAUUUAUGGGUAGCCGCAAAGGCCUCCUCUUCGUGCUGGCCACCCUGCCGGUCUUCUACGUGUCCUGGCAGCUCAGCCAUGCGGUGGGCGAAGCGCUGACCCCUCCACCGCCACCAGACCAGAUUCUUCAUCAUUUGCGGGCAAAUAGGAGUUUGAUUCAUUUUUUGGACAACAUAAACCUCCUCAUAGAACCGUCAUCAGUCUGUCAGAAGAAGGUCCCAGUCCUCGUCCUGGUGACUAGCACCCCCUCCCACCACCGUCAUCGUGACGUCAUUAGAAAUACCUGGGGGAAGCACCAGGAGACGUACUUCUUCCUUGGACUUACCCAGGACGAUGAUCGAUUGCCAGACGCCUACAUCGAAGCUAAACAGCACAGCGACCUGAUAGUCCAUGAGCUUCAAGACCAUUACCAGAACCUGACGCUGAAGGUGGCGCUGAUGCUGCAGUGGGCGCUCCGCCGCUGUCCGCGGGCAGAGUUUGUGUUCAAGACUGAUGAUGAUGUGCUGAUUAACCCGAGGACUUUGGAGACGGUGCUGGAGGAUAAUAAGGAUGCCGCGUUAUUUGGGUACAAGAAAGAGAACAGCGUACCUCACAGAGACGAGUACACCAAGUGGUACCUGCCCCGGUGGCUGUACAAUGAAGACCUGAUCCCAGAAUAUCUAUCCGGGACCGGAUAUAUCAUUAAUGGUAAAAAUCUAAAAGAAAUCUUCACCGCCGCCCUCCACGUCCCUCUCAUCAACAUGGAAGACGUGUACUUCACGUACGUCGUCGCCAGGAGAGCCCUAGGGCUCCCCCUCACCCACGACCGAAGACUGAGCCCAUACAAACCUUGGAUAUUCACUUGUCCAUACAAAAACUACGCUUCCAUACAUAGCCUUAGUCCGGAAGAGAUGGAGAUUAUAUGGCCUAAGAUUCAAAGUUUAGGGGAAAGUACAUUUUGUAGUUAUUUCACUAGUGAGUUGUUAUUGUAUUAG